CUUGCCGCUGGCUUUAGUGUAGUACGUACUCCACCGAAAUCGCGGGUACCCACCAUUAUGGACAGCCGAGGCUAUGGAUCAGGAUACUCCAGUUGGGGAGGCGGAGGAUCAGGCAACAGAGGCUCUGGUGGUUAUGACUCAUAUGGCGGAGGUUACAAAGACUCAAUGUCAGGCCUCGGGGGAUAUGGAGGAGGUAGUGGAAUGAUGAAGAGGGGUCUCUCCGGUGGCUCCCUACUCUCAUCCUCAGCCUCAGAUGACGUUAUUGCGAAAAUUAAUCAACGCCUGGACAUGCUUACUCAGCUCGAAGGAGGGAUGAAGGGAAGUCGUGAUAGGUUUGACCAGUACGAGUCAUUCGACUCGCGUCCUUCCUCUCUCACCUCUUCCCGAGAUCUCUACAGAUCUGGCAGCAGCGGUAGCUAUGGUUACGGCGAGGGCCGGGGGGACCACAUGCUGUUGGGUCAGCGCGGAGGCUCAGGCUACGGAGUUGGGCUAGGGGGAGGAGGAGGCUUCGACAGCCACUCCUCGUCCUACGGAGUCGCUAAAAUGCGACAGAAUAUGAGAGAGUCCUUCACCAGUGGCCAGGGAGGAGGUUCAGGAGGUGGAGGAUGGGCCGGAGCAGGCCGACGUUCCCCCAGAAGGGGUGGAAGUUCCGGAGGCCGAGGAGCUGGAGGAGGGUUUGGAAGCCGCAGGUCUGACCCCACUCCCUUAGGAGGAGGGCGGGGAGGUGGUAGUGGUGGCCACUCCCACCGUGGCCACUCUCCAGGAGGUGGUAGAGGCAAGCUCCCAUCCCUCCUGUCCAGCCGCAUGUACCCUGAGAGUGGGGGUUUCCAUCAGGGUUCCGCCCAAGGGCCUCACGACUUCCCUGGGAGGCAUUUUGGAGGGGGCCCACGUGCUGGCCGCCAGCGAGGCCGCAAGAGACCACUGAAUCGACAAGUAAAGCCUCAACGUGAUGGUCAGAAGAAGAGGAAGCAGACAUUGACUGCGGCUGAUGAGCCAGAGUCUAAGAUGAAUAAGACAGAGGCUGCAGGGACAGAAGAUACCCAAGUGCCAGCAGAGAAAAAUGGUGACGCAAGUGAGGCAAAGACUCCAGCUGCUGACACAAAACCUGCAGCGGGUGGAGAGAAAGCUCCAUCUGUACAGGAAGAGAACUCCCAGUCAAAAAAGAGUCCACAGGCCAAACAGACCCAGGCCCAAGGCCAGGACAAGCAUACCAAACCAAGGAAGAGGAGGGGCUUCCUGGAAAGGUCAGGAGGCAAACAAAACCUUCAGAGGGUGACGUAUGCAUGCUCAGUGUGCAAGUUCCGCUCAUUCUACAGAGAAGAUAUGACUGCUCACCUUGAGAGCCGCUUCCACAAGGACCACUUCAAGUUUCUGUCCGGCCAGCUUUCCAAGCCAACCACUGACUUCCUACAGGAAUACUUGCUGAACAAGUACAAGAAGACUGAGCAGAGAACCAGUCAGUUAGAAAACCACAGUGCUGCCAUCUGCCAGGUCUACAAGGACCAGGACCUCACCAGGGAUGUUGGUAUGGAGCACUUCAUGAGGAAGGUAGAGGCAGCCCAUUGUGCAGCGUGUGACCUUUUCAUUCCCAUGCAACACCACCUGAUUCAGAAACAUAUCAAAUCACCUGACCACAACUACAACCGCAAGGGUAUGAUGGAACAGUCGAAGAGAGCCAGUCUGUCAGUUGCUCGCAGCAUCCUUAACCACAAAGUAAUUGGCAAGAAACUGGAAAGUUAUCUCAAGGGCGAGAACCCUUUUACUGGUGCUCAAGACGAUCAGGAUCCUGAGGAUUCAAUGGUAAUGGAGGUGUCAGAGAUGGAGGUAACCAAUGACAACGAGACCGAGGCGGACCCAUCAAAGGAGGAACCCGUGCCUGAGGGAGAGACGGGUCAAGAAGCAGUUGAGGAUGAUGGGACAGCGGAGGAGAAAAUGGAAGAGGAGCUAGCAUUAGAAGGAGAUGAAGAGGAGGAAGAAGGUUUUGAGGUCGGAGAUGGUGAUGAGGAGGAAUAUGUGGUUGAUGAGAUUGUUGAAGAGGGAGUACAGGGUGUGCUGGAAGAUGAGGAGGAUGAGGGAAUAGAGGCAACAGUGGCAGAGGAAAUAGAGGCAACAGUGGCAGAGGGAGUAGAGGCAACAGUGGCACAGGGAGUAGAGGCGGCAGAGGGAGUAGAAGCAACAGUGGCAGGGGGAGAAGAGGCAACAGUGGCAGAGGAAAAGAGUGAUGAUGCUAACAAUGGGGUUACUCCCACAGUGUGAUUUCUUGACCUUAAUCUGUCUGGACCAGUAAUGCCCCACUCCCCCCUUUGACAGUCCCACAAUCCUCAUUCUGUCACCAUCAAUGUUCGGUUCAGAUACAUGUCCUCCCCAGGUUUCACAAACUAUAAACCUGAAUAUAUGUAUACUUUUGUUUAUAUUUUUAUUUUUGUGGUUCCUAUGUUGAAAAUGUUUUGAGCUUGAUUUUAAUUGAAGUUGUUCGAGAUAAUGCAACAAUGUUAGUUAUUAGGAUUCGUUUUCUUUCUUGUCUGUAGGUCCAGUUUAAGAAUUUUUUCAUUAUGAAUUAGUAGUGAAAUUCCAACUCAAUGUGGGCUUUUAAUUCAGUGGGUGGGGUGAAACAGAUUUAAAAAAAAAAGUCCAUUGUUUUGUGGGAUACAUGUCAUUGUCAGUAACAAAUGGAUGUUCGUUACUCUCAAAAAUAAACUUGCUCAAUAUAAUCAACAUCAUCUCGUUCAGUUUUCUGUAUUUGAGUUUAACUUUUGUUUGAGAUUUUGUAGACUUGCAAUUUGUUAAAAAGACCGCAAAAGUUAAGUUUGUGAGUGUAAUGUAUUGUUACAUUUAGUCAUAUUGCUGGCAUGUUUAACCUGGCAAAAUAAAAUCGAUUCUAAUAUC
Molecule: messenger RNA, 2886 nt
Organism: Lampris incognitus (smalleye Pacific opah)
Lineage: Eukaryota; Metazoa; Chordata; Actinopteri; Lampriformes; Lampridae
Gene: akap8l
Product: A kinase (PRKA) anchor protein 8-like
Exons: 13
Coding region: 58-2256 (732 amino acids)
Cellular component (GO): nucleus
Molecular function (GO): DNA binding
Source: RefSeq, a predicted model, not a curated record